ACGAUCGCUGAACCAUCAACAAUACAUACAGUUUCUUCACGAUCGAAGACCUGUUUGGACGGUUUCGCGAAUUGGAAACUCCCUUUCCGAGGUGGCGAGGAACGGAUUGAGGAAUCUAUCUUUAAUUUACCUAUCAUCUUUUUUGCCCUCGUUAUAAAUAAAGUCCCCAAUCCUUGGUUAGACUUUUUUUCUGUUGUGUUUUCGUCGUCUCAACGGCAGUUUCGCCUUCGAAGUGAAUUUUUUGGUGGUCGUUAUAUUCCUCGUGCGCGCCGCGGUCUUCACGACGGAUUUCGAAUAUCAAAAGUGUGAUAUAUAAGAAAAAUAAAAGGCUACACGGUGAAUCGCGAGUUUUGUCUCCCGAAAUUCUAAAUUUGGCCCAGUAUUAUAUAAAAUUUCGAGCACGGCCAAGUGUAGGAUCGUCCGCCGUCGAGGUGACACGGGUCUUUUCUAAGCAAUUCCAAGCGCGCGCGCGAGUGUGACCUCCUCAACUGUGUCGUCCAGGGCAGGUCAGCAACCGAACCGUUGAGUGUGCCAGUGUGUUGUCUGGAGCGGCCCAAAGAUGUCCAAGCCAAAGUCCCCGACCAAUCAGUACCAGCAGGAGGAGGAUGCGUUCUUCGUGCGCAGAAAACCGGACCCGAUCCCGUUCAGCAAGUUCCUGUACAACUCCACCGAAGGAACCGUCCUUGGCCGCAAUGCAACGUCAUGGGCAAAAAUCGGCACCUUCUACAUGAUCUUCUACUGCGUGCUGGCAGCCCUGGUCGCCGUCUGCAUGUGGGUGUUCUUCCAAACGCUGGACCCCAGGACCCCCAAGUGGCAGCUGGAUCAGUCACUCAUCGGCACCAAUCCAGGCUUAGGAUUCCGUCCACUCCCAUCGGAGGAUAACGUCGAAAGUACCCUGAUCUGGUACAAGGGCACCGAGGAGAAGAACUACAAGCAGUGGACCGAUGCACUGGACAAAUUCUUAGAAGAUUACAGGACACCCGGACAGAUCUCGGGCCGUGGCCAGAACAUCUACAACUGUGAUUACACCCAGCAGCCCCCGCCGCGCACCGUCUGCGACGUCGACAUCAAGCAGUACGGCCCGUGCACGCUGGAGAACAAGUACAACUACCACAAGAGCGCCCCCUGCAUAUUCCUGAAGCUCAACAAGAUCUACGGAUGGAUCCCGGAAUUCUUCAACGAAUCGACCCAACUGCCCGGCAACAUGCCCGCCGAACUCAAGGACUACAUCAAGACUGUCGAGGAGAAGGAAAAGCACACCAUGAACACCGUGUGGGUGUCGUGCGAGGGCGAGAACUCGGCCGAUAUCGAGAACGUUGGCGCGAUCAAGUACUACCCGCGACGUGGCUUCCCCGGAUACUACUACCCGUACGAGAACUCCGAGGGCUACCUGAGCCCGCUCGUGGCGGUGCACUUUGAGCGACCAGUCCGUGGCAUCAUCAUCAACAUCGAGUGCAAGGCCUGGGCCCGCAACAUCAGACACACCAACGACAGACACGAACGGCUCGGCUCGGUGCACUUUGAGCUGCUCAUCGACUAAGCCAGCAGCCUCCUCCGCCGGCAGCUAAAGUAGCAAUCAGCAGCAGCAGUACAAGCAGCCAUAUUGGCCAUUCACAGUGCCACCACCGCCGCCGUCACCACCAACAAAACAACCAAUUUUUACAGGUUUUAUUAGAGUGUCCAGAUGAUCUUAACAUCAGAAGAGCCGUUAGAGAACACCACUUUUUAAAAAGUCCUAUUUAAAAUUUACCAAAUUUCCCGCCCUCCUUCUCAUAAAGUUAUGAAAUUUUUACAAUCUUUAUACAAUUCGUGUUACUCUCUCUGUCUAGCUAGAAGAAGAAUGUGUCCUAAUUCUUUAAUCAGGAAUUUCGAUUAAGCCAUGGGAACAAGAAACACACAAUUAGGCGAUCUCACGAUCUUCUUAAAGAGCAAACAAAAUUAUGUGAAAACAAGCUAAAAGACGUUAGAAGAAAGGAGAAGAAGAAGAAGAAGAAGAAAACACUGUGUGGUACUGGAAGUAAGAUUUUGUUUUGUUGUGCUUGUAUUUUAUAAUUGUACAUAAUAAACGAAGGUCCAGCAAACGGUCGCGAGCGAAACCGGCUCCAAAUUAUUGGUUUUUGAAACACAUUUGAAGAGUCCAAAUCAGACCAAGAAACGAGUAAAUUUGCGUGCCAACACUAAAUGUCUACGUGUGUCUUCGAUUUUUGUACAACUGCCAAUUUAACGGGUGCACUCUCUGCUAUAAAUAAUUUCACGGCCACAUAACAACCGCAAACAACACAAAAUUGCCAUCCAAGUAAAGAGCAGAAAACCGUUCAUUCUGCGAAUACAUCAUAUCGUGUGAAUAGCACCAGGUUGAAGGAAGAAAAAACUAUAUUUUUGAAACAGAAUAUGUAGUUUACAGAACCUCGUUGCUGUUCAGCGAGGACCAUGUCACAGGAAAA
Molecule: messenger RNA, 2444 nt
Organism: Culex pipiens pallens (northern house mosquito)
Lineage: Eukaryota; Metazoa; Arthropoda; Insecta; Diptera; Culicidae
Product: sodium/potassium-transporting ATPase subunit beta-2-like
Exons: 6
Coding region: 560-1540 (326 amino acids)
Biological process (GO): potassium ion import across plasma membrane; intracellular sodium ion homeostasis; intracellular potassium ion homeostasis
Cellular component (GO): sodium:potassium-exchanging ATPase complex
Molecular function (GO): ATPase activator activity
Source: RefSeq, a predicted model, not a curated record